This is a messenger RNA of Linepithema humile (Argentine ant), 5067 nucleotides long. Its product is annotated as sodium-dependent neutral amino acid transporter B(0)AT3. The record is from RefSeq and is a predicted model, not a curated record. Lineage: Eukaryota; Metazoa; Arthropoda; Insecta; Hymenoptera; Formicidae. Gene Ontology annotation, cellular component: plasma membrane. Gene Ontology annotation, biological process: sodium ion transmembrane transport.
GAUUUUCAAUAAUAUACUAUAUUUAUUUUUCUUAUUAUAAAUAAUAUUUAUAUUAUGGUGUAAUCUUAUUUUUAUCGUUUUCUUUCUAUUUUGAGAUUUAUGUCAAGUUAUAAGAUGAUAAAUCAUGACCCAUCUUUUAUCUUCUUCCUUUUUCGUCGUCCUUAUUCCCGAUGUCUUUAGACAGAAAAGGCCUCGCGCGCGGUUUCACGUCCGACGUAAGAGUCGCGGGCGAAGGGGAGCGUCGAGGCGCCGGCGCUAGCUAUUGAUUCUCUUGGAUACCGUGAUUUCAAAAGUUACUAUCACCAGCACACACUGGGGUGCCACCAGUGGCGAACCGCUCCUCGAUCGCGGACAAGGUCCUCGCGCGUUUUUCUCCUUUGGUCCCGGCAGGUCGGAUGGAGCGUCUGGAUCUUUUUGUUUGAUCAAGAGAUUGGAUUUGAGAGGGAUUUAAACCAAAAGGAAAAAGAUAUGGCGAACACGGCUCAUCUCGUUCGUCGACAAAGCUCCCGCGACCUCAAGCCCCAGAAAAGCGUCGAUAAGCUUGAGAUGAAAGAAAUGCGUGGUAGAUUAGUGGUGGAUAAUCGAAAGAACGUCGCCACUGCCAAUUACGGGGCCACGAACGCGGCCUUCGAAGAUACCAGUCCUAGCAAGAGCAAAACGGGAAACGGCCCGGGUCCUGGCAGCAACGACGGCAAGACUUUCAAGCCGGAAGCGGGCGAGGACGAGCGUGAAAAUUGGGAUAGCAAGCUCACUUUCCUCCUGGCAACCGUAGGAUACGCAGUGGGCCUUGGAAAUGUCUGGCGGUUCCCCUAUCUGGCCCAGAAAAACGGCGGAGGCGCUUUUCUAAUCCCUUACUUCGUGAUGCUGGCCAUCGAGGGUAUUCCUAUAUUUUAUCUGGAAUUGGCAAUCGGUCAGCGGCUGAGAAAAGGCGCCAUUGGAGUGUGGAAUCAGGUGUCACCGUACAUGGGCGGUAUUGGAAUCAGCAGCGCCAUAGUUUCCUUCAACGUGGCUCUGUAUUACAACACCAUUAUCGCCUGGUGUCUAUUUUACUUCGUUCAGAGUUUCCAAUCGCAGUUACCUUGGGCGGAGUGUCCCAAUAGGUACUUUCAAAAUGGAUCUUACGCGCCUGAACCCGAAUGUCUGGUCAGUAGCCCGACGCAAUAUUUCUGGUACCGAACCACCCUGAUGAUAUCCAAAGACAUCAACACGCCGGAAGUGUUCAACUGGAAGAUCGCUUUGGCACUGAUUAUCGCCUGGAUCCUCGUCUACAUGUGCAUGAUCAAGGGUAUCGCAUCCUCGGGCAAAGUCGUGUACGUAACCGCUACGUUCCCGUACAUCGUUUUGAUCAUUUUCUUCUUCCGAGGCGUGACAUUGACGGGCAUGUCGGACGGUCUGCGGCAUCUCUUCACGCCGAAGUGGUGGACGUUGACCGAUCCGGUGGUCUGGUUAGAGGCUGGAACGCAAAUCUUCUUCUCGCUGGGCCUAGCUUUCGGCGGUCUGAUAGCGUUCUCCUCCUACAAUCCGGUGAACAACAAUUGCUACCGCGAUGCUAUCAUGGUCAGUCUGACGAAUUGCUUCACAUCCAUGUUCGCGGGAAUCGUCGUCUUCUCGAUUAUAGGAUUCAAAGCCACUAUGGUUUACGAGCAAUGCCUGUCGGAAAGAAAUAGCACGUUAGUGAGUAUAUUUGGCCAGGACAAUAUACCUGAAAUAAUUCCGAUUCCCGGCACGCUGUUGAAUAUCACGAACAGCAAUAGAUCGCUGGAGAAUUUGAUCAUGCCGGAGUUGCCCGAGUGCGAUUUGGAAAAGGAAUUGGAUAAUUCAGCGUCGGGCACAGGCUUGGCGUUUAUCAUAUUCACAGAGGCAAUAAAUCAGUUUCCCGGCGCUCAAUUCUGGUCGAUACUGUUCUUCCUGAUGCUGUUCACGCUGGGAAUCGAUUCUCAGUUCGGCACUCUGGAGGGUGUCGUCACUAGUAUUGUUGAUAUGAAGCUCUUCCCGAACUUGAGGAAGGAAAUUUUGACAGGUGUGAUUUGUUUGGUGUGCUGCGUAAUCUCCAUGGCCUUCGCCCAUGGCGCUGGCAGUUACGUCUUCGUAUUGUUCGAUAACUUCAGCGGAAAUUUUCCGCUGCUCAUAAUCGCGUUCUUCGAAUGUAUAGGAGUGUCUUAUGUCUAUGGUUUGAAAAGAUUCGCUGACGACAUCGAACUGAUGACCGGCAAUCGGCCUGGCCUCUAUUGGCUAAUAUGUUGGAAGUAUCUCAGUCCGUUGGCAAUGUUGAGCAUCCUGAUCGCGUCCUUUGUCGAGAUAUUUUUCGAAGGAAGCGGUUAUCCGGCCUGGGUGACGAGUAAAGGUGUCACCGAGAAACACGACUGGCCUAUCUGGGCGCUAGUUCUCAUCGCUAUUCUCAUUCUCACUUCCGUUCUGUGGAUACCUGCAGUCGCGAUUUGCAGAUACUUUGGAAUCCUCAUCAUUGAUGACAACGAAAAGGCCUGGUUCCCCGCGGCGGAUCUGAAGGAAUUUCACGGAAUCGUGCCGCACGAAGUGACAGCGGCCGAAACAUUGCUAUUUUGCAUCAGAAGUGACGGCUCCGAAGGACUAUGCUGUCCUACAGGUGGUCCCAGCGACGACGAGGACGAGAAUCUCACCUAGGAUCGAUCUCGAUCGCGACGCGCGUUUCCACGGAUCAUCUCGCUUCGAGAAACGCUCCACUUCAUUCUGUGACGACUGUUGCUGCUUGAUCGGAAGUGGCUGCCAUUUAAUUUGGUGAACUUGGUCGAAUUGUAGUCAGCGCAUCCGCGUGGUAGGAUCUUGUAUUGUGUCAAUUAACGUUAAAGCUUCGACGGUAGAAGUCGUUUCUUCAUGGUGCAAAAGACGGAGGUACAUUCCUGAAAAGUAAAAAAAAAAAGCAUUUUCUUUCAACUAUUUUCAACAAUUAUUAGUCGUUAGAGUCAGAGUUUUUUCUUCGCACGUUUGACAAUUCUCUAAUUAAAGUAUUUAAGUAUCUGGUAACAUAGGUAAGAACAUAUAAGUAUUGAGAACAUUCCAAGUAUCUGAGUGUAUCUCCGACUGAAAGACAUAAGCCGUUUGCAAUCUUGUUUGUGAGUUUCUUAAAUAACGUUACUAUGCGAAAUAGCUUCCGAAGCUUCGCGGAUAAUAAAAGAAUAUUAGGCAACCAUUUGCACAAACAGUUUUUCGAAUGAACGGCACAAUCGCGCGUCGUAUUGACGGAAACGAGAGGUAAUCAUUUGCGGAAAGAUUGCCUGUUACGCGUUAACAAUGAAACAUUUAUUCUUUAGCGAUUGCGAUUAACAUGAAACUUAAAUAAGAUUAGCGGUAGGAGCCGUCCAGUGGACUUGGGUGAGUGUACCCGAAACGUUGUUUUUAGGUAGGUAGCCUUCGAUCACAGCAUUCGGAUCCUUAGAUCUAUGGAUAUUUGAAGAUUCAACACUUUGAGAAUCAAUGGAUCUAAAGAGACCUAAUGAGAUAUGAAUACUUUAAGAACGUAUAAGAUAAAAAUAUCCAGGUACUUACGAGCAUAUAAAGAUCCGUAGGGAUCUAAGAAUUCAAAUAUAUCAAGAUAUGUAAAUGUCAAAAAGGAUUGUGAGAUUCUCCCUCAAAGAUCUAAGGAUCCAGAAAUCCACGCCUGAAUUACGUGGGUUGAUAAUGUGACAAUAAUGAAUUCUUUUAGCAUAAAGAAGAGAAAAUUGAUGACAAUAAUUGGACUAAAUCAAUGCUUGACAAUAAUAUUAACGUUGCGCAGCAUGCGAUACACGUACAAGCCUGGGAAAAUCGAUAGGUAAUUGAUUCGGCCGAUAGAACCGGUUUCUUCGGACGAAGAGAGACUAUUAUCCAGGCCGUGUAGAUUAAUCAAUUAAUUAGUUUCACGUAGGUCAAUUAUUCUAAUUUCAAUCGUGCUGUGCGUGUUCAAAUUCGACCUGACGUGAAAAGUGUAGUAUAAAAAAAUAAAUGAUAGACAAUAUAUAUAUAUAUUGAAGUAAUGCAUCAUAGUAUUUGAUUAAAAAGAAAAAGGAAACUUAGAAUUCAGGUCGAAAUUGAACAUCGAAGGUGUCUUUAAACAUUCUAUGGAACCUUCCUGUUCGCACUUCUUUGCGACACUGUUCAGAUGACCUGAUAUCUUCCAGUGAUAUUUUCUCCAGUUAACUCUUUGCACUUUGAAUAACUUUCCGUGCUGAAUUAAGGAACAGAAUAUUAUUUUAUACAUUUAUCCUUAUCAUACUUCCAAUUACAUUCCAGCAGAAUAAUUUAUAGCAAUAACGAGUUUCGCAUACAUCACUCAUUACAAAUGAUUGAUACAAAUCUCGAUACAGAUAAUUAAUGAGAUUUGGUUGCUUUAUAUAUUGAAUAUUCUAGUGCAGAGAGUUAAUGAAUUAAUGACUACAUAAUCGGUUGUGGAGUAUUCGCCUAAAACGUACAAAUAUUAAUGCCGACAAUAAGUAGAAUUUCGUUCUUCCGAGUUAUUUAGUAAAUUAUUAUAUUAGCGAAGAUAAGCAGCAGAAACAUAAACUGCAUUAGCAAUGGUUAAGCGACUAAUUACAUAAACAAUGACGAUAGAAGUCAUCGAUUAAGUAAUGCCGGAAAUCGUCGACUAAUUAAUGACGAAAGACAAAUCAUAUCUUGAUAUCAUAUCAUUUGUUACAACGUAUGUACUAGUUUUUUAUCUCAUAUACUCGCUCGAUCUCCUUUCCGAAAUCUUUUGGAAGUGAAAGAACUUCAUUGAAGAUUGUUUUUGCUUUUUUUAAAGUCAAUAUCGUAUAUUUUUCUGACUAAACUUGACAAUUUUUUUCAACUUCUUUAAAUUUUAAUUCUUUAAAACAUAGUCAACAAUUAGGAAUUUAAUUAAAGAAUGAUAAAAAAAGGGGGGGAUAUGUCGCAGCAGCACAUUAUCACAAUGACUGCUGUGAAUCAUCAUUAAGGCUACAAAAAGUGAUCUAUCUUAUCAAGGUUUUGUUAAUCAUAUAUUCUGGAUGUAGCUUGCGCAAUAAUUCAAAAUAAUAUACCGAUAACGGACGGAUAAUAAUUAUUAUUAUUAUGUAUGAUUGCGAUGAUUGCGAU